Zophobas morio is the source of this 2942-nucleotide messenger RNA. RefSeq names its product vacuolar protein sorting-associated protein 54 (gene scat). Gene Ontology annotation, cellular component: GARP complex. The transcript has 4 exons. NCBI's taxonomy places the organism in Eukaryota, Metazoa, Arthropoda, Insecta, Coleoptera, Tenebrionidae. Gene Ontology annotation, biological process: Golgi to vacuole transport; retrograde transport, endosome to Golgi. Gene Ontology annotation, molecular function: syntaxin binding. The coding region runs from base 371 to 2830 and encodes 819 amino acids. The record is from RefSeq and is a predicted model, not a curated record.
UAUUUUAACAACUAUUUUAGCUUCAGUUUCAUUUGUAAGAACGAGUAUUAUAAAGUCUGUGAGCAGUGACGAGUUCUAACACUCUAACAAAGUUGUGGAAGAGGUUGUAUGAAUGUUAGAUGCUCUGGCGCCUGGAGCUGGUUGUCGUAAUUUGUAAGUUAUGCAACCAGCAAUUCGCCUCGUGUGCUCCGCAUGUUGCGUGUGGCAGCCCUGUUUUUUGACGUUUGCUUGACAGUUCGAUUUUUUGUUCGUCCAACCCAUCAAACAUGAAUCGUAAGAACCGUGUCCUUAUCACCUGAUGAAAGUGUCUCCCAGUUAGCAAUACGUUCCCGAAAUGAAGAAAUACAAGACCAGGUAGUACGUCACAUAUAUGACUGAUAUGACGCCAGCUGCCGAGCAGUGGUCCAUUUAUUCCGCUGCUCAAAACCUUCCAGCCGUUCUCAACGACCCCAAUCGUGGCAAGCAGUCAAACUUCUUCGUCAAGACAUGGGGCGACGCGUUCGUGGAGAAGAGCCACAUCGAGAAGAGCCCCUUCCUCCCCGAAAUCAACUACUCUCACUUCGACAGCUACUUUCGCAAAAUCGGAAAGCGCUACAAGCGGCAUGUGCGCUUCGCGCAGACCAAACUCGAGGCCAACCACGUGAAAGCCCGCAAGAACGAGCUAGUAAACGGCGAAGUGAGCGUGGAAAGCGUCCCCGAGAUUUUCCUGCGCCAGAGUUUCCCGCUGAACGACCCGGCGGUUUUCUCGCAGGUGUUCCGCGGGAACGACAGGAACCAAGAUCACCUCCUCCAGGAAGAACUGAGCCACUACUUGGACAUAGUUGAGGUGCAAAUCGCCAAGCAGGUGUCGCAGAAAUCCGACGCGUUUUUCCACGCCAUGACUUCGCACGACACCAUCAUGGAACAAAUGGGAGUGGCCUCGAAUGAAGUGAAAACCCUGCGCUCGAAAGUACAAAAAGUCGACAAAACUCUAGCCAAGGAUUCGCUAAAACUGAUCGGGUUGGCUAGGUCCAAGAACAACCACGUGAAACUUGUGGACAAAUUAAAAUUAAUGGCUACAGUGCUGCAGACGCAGCCUACUCUUCAGCUGCUUUUGAGUUCGUCGGAUUACGUGGCGGCGCUGGAGCUCAUUUCGAGCACGCAGGAAGUUCUCUCGAAGGAGUUGGCUGGGGUGACGAGUUUGAGGCAUUUGCCGUCGCAGCUGAAGGAGAUGUCAAAGCUUAUUGAUAAGAUGCUUAGUACGGAGUUUGAGAGGUACGCGGCGGCGGAUUUGCACAGGCCGCUGGAUGCGAACGGCGGGGUGUUGGACCAGGAGCGGCUCGUCAGUCUGGUGGCGGGGUUGUUGCGGCAGAACCACUUACAGUUUUUGGAGACUUAUAAGCAGGAAGCGGUUACAGCUGCCCAGACUUUGUUGAAGCAGUUGCUGAUUGAACAACUGGCGGAUGUGGAGGAUGAUAUGGAGCACUGUCUUACGGGGUCUGUGGAGGUGGCGCCCACGAUGGACGCGGCGCACUGGCUGACGGUUUUGACCCUUGCUAGUCACGCCCUUGGUAAACUAGUCCAGCGUGUGAAAGCCGUCCACGACGUAAUCAAAGCCACCGCCGACACCAGCGCCGGCCUCAGGUCGUCUCCCCCCCUGCGCGACACCGAGCGUUUCCUCUCCCUCGAAGACCACAACCGCGUCGAAGUGAAACUCAAAGACUUACUAAUCUCCAUCUGUGAUUACUGCCACGAGCGACUCGCCUCCCUCGUGAGCACCCAAUCCGACAAGCAAACCAUCACCGCGACCCAGAUCACCGAACUCUCCGCCAUCGUCGACAGCUUCACCGAACUCUGCGAGAAGAUCUGCGGCCGCCAGAGCGCCGCCCUCCGCGCCGCCUUCAAAAUCCAAGCCGGCAACUACGUAAACAAGUUCCACAGCCAGCGCAAGAACAAACUCACCAUGCUGCUGGACGCCGAGCGCUGGAAGGUCGCCGAAGUGCCUCAGGAGAUCCAGCUCCUGGUCGACAAGCUCGCCGUCGGCGACGUGCGCUCCCUCCCCAGCUCCCCGUCGGAGGAAACCACCGUCGACGAGAAGCUGAAAAAACCGGCGCCGUACCUCAGGAUCGGCAGCCAGGAGUACACCGCCGUGGGGACGGUGCUCAUCCUCGUCCAGCUGGUGUGCGAGUACUGUGUGUGCGCGCAUAACUUGCAGUGGCUGGCGCCCAUCGUGGGCCGGAACUUGACGGAACUGUUGAGAACGUUCAACUCGAGGAGUUGCCAGUUGGUGCUGGGUGCGGGCGCGUUGAAGACGGCCGGGCUGAAGACGAUCACCACGACGAACCUGGCGCUGACGUCGAGGUCGCUGCAGGUGGUGCUGUGGAUGAUACCGCAUAUUCGGGCGCACUUUAAUGGCUUGACGAGCGAUCCGUUGGGGGGGUUCGAUGGGGUGGAGAGGGAUAUCGGGCACCACAUCCAGCAGCUGGAGACUAAAGUGCUCUCGAUUAUGAAUUCGCUCCUGGGGGAUCAGUUGAACGAGUGGGACGCGAAACCGCCGGUUCCGUCGAAGGCGUUCCGGAAUGUGUCGAGGCAUCUGACGAAGCUGCACGAAGCAGUGAGCUCGGUGCUUCCCGAGGAACAGGUGACCGACAUCUACGAGAUCAUCCACAAGAAUUUCAAAAGUCGCCUCCGGGAACAACUCGUCAAAAUGAAUAUCCAGAAUAACGGCGGUCCCCAGCACGGAGUCGUCACUACCGAAAUAAUAUUUUACUUACAGACAAUGAAGACUAUAAAAGUGUUACCCGAAAAGUAUUUAUCGGAUAAAGCCAUGGAUGAUAUUUGGAUGAGGUAAUAAAAAUUUAGUUGCGAAUACCAUGUACAUUAUUUAUGAAGCUUGUAUAAAGUCUGUAUGGAUACGAAUGUCUGGAUUUUGUUGUUGUUUUUCAUUAAAAGACAAAGAUUAA